Hyphopichia burtonii NRRL Y-1933 is the source of this 690-nucleotide messenger RNA. RefSeq lists its product as uncharacterized. NCBI's taxonomy places the organism in Eukaryota, Fungi, Ascomycota, Pichiomycetes, Serinales, Debaryomycetaceae. Gene Ontology annotation, biological process: sphingoid catabolic process. The transcript has a single exon. Bases 35 to 610 code for a protein of 191 amino acids. The record is from RefSeq and is a predicted model, not a curated record. Gene Ontology annotation, cellular component: endoplasmic reticulum.
GAUUCUUCAUCUUUUACUUGAAUACUCCAUAGCCAUGUCCUUGUUUGAUAUUGAAAAACACCUUGUGUUCUACAGAUCGUACCACUUCAACCAGAAGAAUGUUGCGAUACAUUUGAUGUGUAUUCCGAUUAUUCUACUCUCUGCCAUCACCUUUUCGAGUGUGCACAACAUAUUGGGUGAUGACUAUCCCCAAGUGAACUUGGGAUCAUUAUUGGCAUGGAGUUAUGGGAUUUUUUACAUUUUGAAUGACUGGAAAGUAGGAGUACCAACUGGGGCUUUUAUAACGGUAUAUGCAUAUCUUGCUAAACAUGUCUAUCAAAGUCUCAAUAACUAUACUUUUAUAAAUAAAGAACAGUUUGUUCACAUUGCGGUUAUUGCCCAUGUUGUUUCUUGGUUAGCUCAGUUCUAUGGCCAUGCAGUUUUUGAAAAAAGGUCGCCUGCUUUACUCGAUAACCUUCUCCAAGCUCUUGUUUUAGCCCCGUUUUUUGUUUCUUUUGAAGUUGCCUUUUGGUUAGGCUACAGAUCAGACUUGAAAAAGAAAAUGGAUAACCAAGCUGGAAUUAAAGUUAGAGAAUUUAGGGCUAAAAGCAAAAGGGAAGAAUCUACCUAGUAUCUCUACUAAAGAUAACGCGUUUAUGUCAUUUUAUAUAUUUGUUGUUUACUCAUGAUUAACUUAUUUUUGAUUUGCUU